Xenopus tropicalis (tropical clawed frog) is the source of this 3205-nucleotide messenger RNA. It is a transcript of the gene uimc1, whose product is annotated as ubiquitin interaction motif containing 1. Gene Ontology annotation, biological process: double-strand break repair. The record is from RefSeq and is marked provisional. NCBI's taxonomy places the organism in Eukaryota, Metazoa, Chordata, Amphibia, Anura, Pipidae. Gene Ontology annotation, molecular function: K63-linked polyubiquitin modification-dependent protein binding. Gene Ontology annotation, cellular component: BRCA1-A complex; nucleus.
CGCGAUUGGUGUAUUUCAGGCUGCGGGAGAAGUUAAAAUAGCUCGUGAAAAUGCCUCCUCGCAAGAGAAGAAAGAGCCACUUUGAUGAAAGUGAACCACCUUCCCUGUCUAAUGAAGAGGAGAGACCUGAAAAUUCCAGCAUGGGGUGCAGAGGCCAGAACUGCUCUGAGAAGAGGCGAGCCAUCCGGGAUCACUUUAUUGUCAUCUCUGAUAGCGAGGGAGAGGAAGAAAAGGAGGUGAUUAGAUUUGGGAAAAACAUAGCCCAGCCAGAUGGAAGAAGGACAUCUGUAAAGAGGAAAAUAGCACAGAUGACUGAGGAAGAACAGCUGGCCCUUGCAGUGAGGAUGAGUGAGCAGGAAGCCAACCAUGUAAAUUAUAGUCAAGAAGAAGAGGAUGAACUCUUGAGAAAGGCUAUUGAAGAAAGUCUACAUAGCUGCACAGUUUCUGAGCCUUGCAACACAACCACACAGCAAAACACCAACACCUUACAUUCCACUAAUAGAACGCUUGCCGCAGAAGACUGUUCUGAAAAGCAUCCCAUAUCCCAGAACUGUUCCCUAUCUGAACCACCCAACAACAUAACUGUACAGCAGGUAUAUAAAGAGACACUUUCCACUAAUGAACCUGUUAAAUUGCAAGAACAUGCUGAAGAGAAGUCCUUUUCCCAGGUAUCUGCCCUUUUUGAGUUACCCAGCGGUGCUGCAGAGCAACAGAUGAACAAGGAAGCACAUUCCACAGAAAGGCCAGUUGUCACAGGAGAUGUUGUUGAAGAGGGACAUCUUUCCCAAACCUUUACAGUUUCUGAAACUCCCUUGAGCUCAACGCAAGAAAUGAACACGGAGGAUUUUACCACUUCAGCAACUUUUGUCACAGAAGAGGUUGGUGAGGCUCUCACCCAGUAUUCUACAGUUUCUAGUCAAAGUAGACACAAAAGUCCAGUAGUGCUGCUGAUGCGUCUAAGUCAGGAUAUUGUGGAAAGCUCUAGUGUAAUAUUGUCACCAAAGUGUAGAGAUCCCUUUUCAGAUAUGGAAAGUGGGAUGGCAUCAUCUUGUCCUAGUAACAGCAGUAACUUUGUUUCCAUGUUGCCUCAUAAAGCACUUACAUUAAGCCCUGUCUUUCCUAAACAGCUACCUCGCAGGCUAGGCUUGUCGCCUCGCAAACUCUUUCAAGGUGCUAGCCUGACUUCUGAUUCAAAGGAGCAGGAAGUAGAUGAUCAGUGUUCACACUGUUCAGAGAGUUCUGAACUAGAUUAUUCUGUGUUGCCCAACUCACUCCAGGCUGAACCAUUUAAGAGCAACACUGCAACAGAAGUGUUGAAAGAAAAUAAUACAUUAUUGAAUGGGGUCACUACAGAAGAGCAGACAGGAGCAAGUAAUAGCUGUCUGGAUUCUCAGAGACAAAGUGGCAGUACUGUACACUAUUAUUGGGGAGUGCCAUUUUGCCCAAAAGGGGAGGACCCAAAUCUGUACACUCGGGUAAUACUUUGUCAACUAGAAGUGUAUGAGAAGAGCUUGAAGAAAGCUCAGAGACAACUUUUGCGAAAGAUGAAUUUUGGAGAACCAGUGCAGCUGUCUGCUCCACCUUUACGUCGUACCGAGAGGGGAAAAGCGGACAGCCAGGACAGUUUAAGCCAAGAAUCAGAGGAUUUAAAGGAUGAAGAUUCUCCCAGGCCAGUAGAUGAUGAGGAAGUCGACUCUGAGAAGCCGAUGAACCAGUGUGUUUCAAGCAGUAGUAGGCAGCCAGCAGAAAGCUUAGAGGAAGAAAGCCCAAUUCCUGCACAGGAUGAGCAAGAUAAUAACUCACAGCUUAUACUUUUUCUCAAUAUGAAUAAUUCUCAUUCAACAAGCUUACCGCUGUAGUUGCCACAAAAUAUGUUGGUGCUUUAUAAAUAGAUGAUGAUGGCUUACAAAAGACACAUACUGCAAGAAAGAGCAUCAAACGGAAUGCUAGCUCUGUGAAGUCCAGCCGUGCCAUGCUGUUUUCUAAGCAAAAAGGGGCCUUGCUAAUGUUCUAAGAACUUCCAGCAAAGAAAAUCUGUGCCCUAGAAGCCUGCAGUACAUUUACAGAUUUUUUUAACAUACUGUAAGGGUCCUCCAGAACAGUGGAAGGGAGAGAAUAUGGAUCCUUAACAUCAGGACUUGAAAAGUGUUACAAUACAUCCUUUACUCUUUUCUGAGAUUUCUGGGGUAUGUCCUGUGGGAUGGUACAAAAUGAACACCAUGUUUCUUGAGAAAGUCGAAGAAUCUGUCUCACCUCAUGCUGCUUUUUUUGAGUAUGUUCUCCAAAACCAGGCACUCUAGUUAGAAGUGCACUGAUCAUGUUGGGCGCUAACCAAAAGUCUGCAAAAUGCUUCUUCCAAAAUCUAAAAUAUCAUUAAUCAUACAGAUUUAUCAUUUAUGCUCCCAAACCCUACUGUGCCUAAUUUUGAAGUAUAUGAAUCAUCUCUGUAGAUAUACAUUAUAACUGAAAACUGCAGGGAUCACUUGACCUAGUCAGGCCAUGUUAGACUCAUCUAAUAAGAUUCAUCUGUGACCUAUGUUAGCUAAAUAAGGGGUUAUUGAAAAGUGUCAAAAAGGUGAACCACCCCUUUAAUAAAAAAAUAUCAUAUACAGGUAUGGGAUCUGUUAUCCGGAAACCCGAUAUCCAGAAAGCUCCUAAUUAUGGAAAGCCUGUCUCCUAUAGACUCCAUUUUAAUCAAAUAAUUCAGAUUUUUAAAAUUGAUUUCCUUUUCUUUGCUUUGUAUUUGUUCCCAACUAAGAUAUAAUUAAUCUUUACUGGAUGUAAAAUGAUCCUAUUGGGUUUAAUUAAUGUUUUAUUGAUUUCUUAGUAGACUUAAGGUACGAAGAUCCAAAUUACGGAAAGACCCCUUAUCCGGAGAACCCUUGGUCCCGAGCAUUCUGGAUAACGGGUCCUAUACCUGUACAGGUAAAGUAAUUCACUGGAGUGCCAGUCAGUGUAAUCAAAGUUACAUUUAUUAGCGAUGUGCUAUACAUCUCUAAUGUAACUUUGAUUGCACCGACUGGUACUCCAGUGAAUACCUGUAUAUGAUAUUGGGAAGUGGAAAUGGUGAACCCAGCAUCACUGUAGGAGUGGGAUCUAUUGACUUAUAUUGUCAAUGAAUAUAUAUUGGAAAGUUGCAUAGAAGAUUCUGAUAAUAACCACCUGGUCAGAAAAAUCUAUGCCAGUAUGUUUUACUAAACAGUUA